GGUGGUGGGGGUGGGAUGCCUGUGAAGGAUCAGCCUGUUACAGUUUGCUAAGUGGCUUUGAAUGGAAGAAGGCUUGAGUGAGCCAGCACCCCCGGAUAAGGCGCCUGUAAUCCCAGGCUGUGUCGGUCCCCUGCGGAGCGGAGUUGAGUUGGAGGUGUUGGUUUACACUUCCUGUUGUGUGGUCGGUGGGUGUGGAGUACAUUGGCUCGCCCAGUUUCCGGGUUUUUUUCUUUACCUGGGACAGCCAGCGCCCCAUUGAGCCGAGACAGACGGAGAAGUUGAGUUGCGACAAUGUUGUGUGUGCGCCUCAGCCUGUGUCUCUGUCUCCUGCCCUGCUUUCUCUACCUGCUCCAGGUGUGCCGGGCCACCGGCGACGAGCAGUGCCUGAGCAACUACAUCCUGGGCCGGGAUGACUUCGUGCUGGACACCGAAGACUCGGUGGCUGACGGAGCCACUUUCCUGGGCUCUCCCAAUGUCAGCCGUGCCCGAGACUGUGUGCGGAUGUGCUGCAGGAAGCCGGGCUGUAAUGUGGUCCUGCUGGAGGACCAGAACCACAAUAGCCAACGGGACCCCUUGCUCAGGCAGAUCAGUGGCUGCUUCCUCUUCAACUGCCUCUACAACCAGGUCUAUGUCUGCAAGUUCUUCAGGAGAGAGGGCUUCAGUAACUUCAUACUGAACACCGUCCAUGAGGCCUACAUCAAACCCAGGACACCUAGUGCAGGUGACAAACUGCCACGGGCAGAUGCAGGAAGAGACCGAAUUGUGCAGCCGAAUGAGCAAGUGGUGUUAAGUGGGUUGGCAAGUAGAGAUGACUUUAGAAUUGUCAGUUUUGAUUGGAAACUCCUCGAUGGAGAUCCCUCUGUGAAGUUAGAGAAAACUCAACAUCAGGAUGAGCAGCUGGUGUCUAACCUGAAGGUAGGACAGUAUGUCUUUCAGCUGACUGUCAAAGACACGGCAGGCCAGAUGACCACCGACACCAUGUCCGUCACUGUCCUCUCUCCCGAACAAUCCGAGGAAUACUGUACAGCAGACAAGAAGGUGGGGCCUUGCCGUGGGUCCUUCCCUCGCUGGCGCUAUGAGGCGGACAAGGGCACCUGUGAGCCCUUCACCUAUGGUGGCUGCAAGGGCAACAAGAACAACUUUGUGGGCGAGAAAGAAUGCCAGCAGGCGUGCAGCGGUGUCAAAGCAAACACAAAGUCUUCAGGCAGAUCAGGUUUGCCACAAUGCACAGGGAACUGCGGUGAGGGCCAGUUCAAGUGUGGUGAUAACUGCUGCAUUGACAGUAACCUCGAGUGCGAUGAAACUCCACAUUGCAAAGAUAAAUCGGAUGAGGCCAGUUGCAAACACAUAAGGGAACGAUUCAACAAACUGCUGGAUAUAAAUAUUCCCAAGGAGAAAGCUCGCUGUGUGUACCCGCCCAUCACUGGCCAAUGCCGAGCUGACUUCAGCCGUUUUUACUACAAUCCCUACACCAGGUCCUGCGAGCGCUUCACAUACGGAGGCUGUGACGGCAAUGAGAACCGCUUUGAAACGGAGAAGGCGUGCUUGAAUGCCUGCAGGGGGGUCACAGGAAAGGAUGUGUUUUCCCGAGGCUUCUUUGAAAGGCAGAAAGAAGAAAAGCAUUCAAAUGCUGGCAUUGCCAUUGCCGUGGUCCUAGCCAUCUGUAUCGCUGUGGUACUAGCCCUCGUGGUCUACUACCUGCUGAAGAUGAAGAAGCAGAACCGCCGACAAGCCAGUCUGCCCAGUUCCACCGAUUCCACGGACGAAGCAAAGAAACUGAUGGCAUUGAAUUCGAAACCAGUCUGAGGCGGGCAGUGGCGAUAAUCCUCCCUUUAAGACUGUGGGUUGUUGGGGGUGGGGAG
This is a messenger RNA of Hemiscyllium ocellatum (epaulette shark), 1862 nucleotides long. RefSeq names its product kunitz-type protease inhibitor 1-like. Gene Ontology annotation, molecular function: serine-type endopeptidase inhibitor activity; protein binding. The transcript has 10 exons. Bases 292 to 1806 code for a protein of 504 amino acids. Lineage: Eukaryota; Metazoa; Chordata; Chondrichthyes; Orectolobiformes; Hemiscylliidae. The record is from RefSeq and is a predicted model, not a curated record.